Moesziomyces antarcticus is the source of this 2706-nucleotide messenger RNA. Its product is annotated as 6-phosphogluconate dehydrogenase. The transcript is spliced from 3 exons. Bases 1 to 2706 code for a protein of 901 amino acids. The record is from RefSeq and is a predicted model, not a curated record. Gene Ontology annotation, molecular function: NADP binding; NAD binding; oxidoreductase activity. NCBI's taxonomy places the organism in Eukaryota, Fungi, Basidiomycota, Ustilaginomycetes, Ustilaginales, Ustilaginaceae.
AUGCUGAUUGCGGCCAUCUUUACCCUUCUUUUCAGCACCGUUGGGGUGGUUAGUGGUCAAGCUGGGCCUGGUGCACCAGCGGAUCAAAGCCAGAGCCAAGGCGAGGUGCAGGCAGGCGAGAGCGUGUUUGGAUCCGGAUGUCGCUGGGAUCCGACGCAGAGCAACAUUGAGGAGGUGACCUUCACCUUUCGCACGGGCGAGGCGCCUCCUUCGACGUGGUUUGCCGACGUGCACACUGCCAAUCAGGACGCCGAAGCGCAGGCCUCCAAGCUUCGACGCCGAGCCGAUCCGCCACCUCCACCACCGCCUCAGCCACAACCGGAUCAAAGCAACGUCAGUGACAAAGACAAGGCGAUGGUAGCGGAGAAACUGAGUCACCAGCCGGUGUUGGAUGCUUCGUACCACACACGCCUUAUUGAUGUGCUCACCUACCGCGCGCGAUACGGCACAUUUGGCAGUAGCCUCAACAGUGCCGGAUGUGCGCUUCCUGCAUUCAGCGAGCGACUGGCGCACUUGGAGCGACAGGAACGCGAGAUUGUCAACAACUACACCCGAAUGCACAUCCACACCGCCGGACCCGACAACAGCCCCAACGCAAUGUUCUACUGGGCCGGUCUGUCGAACUAUGACCCGAACGUGCAUUCGGACCUGAUUCAAACAGUCGUGUUCUACGGCGAUGGAUGUGCCGCCAACCCUCGCGUUGGGCUUUGCAUCUAUGCUGCCGAAUACAGCAACUUUCGCUACAACGCCGAAGACCACAUGUGCAUGGGCAGCGACAUGCCCGUUUUUUACCCGGUCAACUCCCCCAUGACCGUCGUUUACCGCACCCAGAACGGAUUUAGAACCCAGGAGGCGUGGAUCGACAACAAGAUGGUCAGCUACCUAAGGUCGGCCGGCGACCAGGUCAUGAAUAGCUUUGUUAUUACGCAGGAGUGCAAGAACUGCACCUGGCCCAUCUCGCCCCAGAUCUACUCGAACAUUGUGCUCAAGUUCUCGACGCCAGAACCGCAUUUCGACGAGCUGGGAUUGUGCACCGGCGGCGCAAAGCUCAAAGCCCCGCCGAGAAUGCUCGACGGCGGAAAGACUUGGAUCAUUGACGAGGUGUGGGUGCCCGCGGGAAAACACCUUGUCGUCAAGGGCGAGGGCGAGGCCAACGACGACAACUCUGCAGGCAAGAAGGACGACAGCGGUAAGCAGGGUGAUGGCGGCGCCCAGCAGAGCAAGCACAAGAGCGCCAAGAAGCAGGGCCAACAGGGCCAAAAGGGUCAGCGCAAAAAGCACGGGCAGCACGGCUCAAAGGGUCAGCCUGGCCAGCAAGGUCAGCCUGGACAGCGGGAUCAAUCGCGCCAACAGGAUCAGCCCCGACAGCAGGGCCAGCCCGGACAGCAGGGCCAGCCCGGACAGCAGGGUCAACCUGGACAGCAAGGCCAGCCUGGACCGCAAGGCCAGCAAGGCGCCGGACAGUCCGGACAGCAGGGACAGCCCGGCCAGCAAGACCAAUCCGGACAGCAAGGCCAGCAGGGCCAACCCGGCCAACAGGGCCAACAGGGUCAACAGGGCCAACCUGGACAGCAGGACAAGAAGCACGAUCAUGGCGACAAAAAAGCCGGCCAGGGCGAUGUGGCGUGUGUUGCGGUGUGUGGCUCGGUGAAUUUCCCGGAUCCUCCCUCCACUGCUCGAGCUGCCCACCUGGACGACAGUGACCUGAGCGCAUCCACCUUGCUCACCACCAUCCCCACUCUACGCCGAACCAACAACAAACACCGCUUGACAAUGUCGAACGCAAAGGGAACCGUCGGAUUCAUCGGCUUGGGCAGUAUGGGCAAGCCGAUGGCAGUGAAUGUAGCCAAGGCAGGGUUUGGCGUCAAGGCGUUCGAUCUGCGCGCCGAGGCAGUCGAGGCGUUUGUACAGGCCUCGGCGAGCCAUGGUGGUGCAGGCGCAACGUCGGCGCUGGACGCUGCUACGGGAGCCGACUUUCUGGUGCUCAUGGUGGUCAACGAUUCACAAGCCCGGUCGAUCCUGUUUGAUCGAGAGACGCCGGAAAGCAAGACCCCACUCGAGGCGCUUAAUCCCUCAGCAAGCGUGAUUCUCAUGGCCACCUGUUCUCCCGGUGCUGUGGUGGCGUUGGAGAAAGACAUGCUGGCCGUGCGGGCCGACGUUGCACUGGUGGAUGCACCCGUUUCGGGCGGUGUGAGCGGGUCCACAAACGGCACACUGACCAUCAUGGUCGGCUGCGCACCCGCCGCAUACGAACGCUCCCAGCCCGUGCUGUCAGCAAUGGGCGAUAAGCUGUACCACAUGGGCAACGACGUGGGCAAGGGCAACAGCAUGAAGGCGAUCAACCAGGUGCUGUGUGGCAUCCACGUCGCUGCGGCCGCUGAAGCCCUUGCACUCGCCACCAAGCUAGGUGUGGACCGCGGAACUGCGCUCGAGAUCGUCAGCAACUCGGCAGCCAGCUCGUGGAUGCUGCGCGAUCGAGGCCCGCGAAUGCUCCAGGAAGAACCAGAGAUCCACUCCAUGACCCAGAUCUUUGUCAAGGACCUAGCGAUUGUUGCCGAGGCAGGCAGGCAGUACGGAGCUGCUCUGCCGCUCAGCGUCGCCGCACAACAGAUGUUCGUCGCGGCCGAUGCGAGGGGCCAGCGACACAUGGACGACUCGAGCGUCAUCCGUUGCUACGAGGCACUCAACGGCCCUAUUCCCAAGUAA